Molecule: messenger RNA, 1876 nt
Organism: Rotaria sp. Silwood1
Lineage: Eukaryota; Metazoa; Rotifera; Eurotatoria; Philodinida; Philodinidae
Source: the annotation of a GenBank genome assembly
AUCUCAUCACACGUUUUCCAGAGACUGUCGUACAGAUCUACAAUCAGCCAGUGAGUAACUUUCUAUUCAUGUAUCUCUCUGUUGAAGGACAUCUACAUGAUACAGGAAUAUUAUGGCGAGAUUGUUCUUCAUAUUGCUAUUAUCAGUCGUAAUGCAACCAUGGUCGAAUGGCUGCUUAGUGAUGAACAUAUUCGACCCUAUCGAAAACAACAAUUGACAGCUGCCGCCAAUGGCCACUUUUUCCAAUUGUACAUCUCUCUCUUGUCUUUAGGAUGACAUCAAUAUGUUCCAUUUCUUUUCAGUGGCCGUCCGUGUUACUAUGGUGAAACUCCUCUUGCAUUUGCAUGCUGUGCUAACCAAUGGAAUAUUGCCGAAAUCUUACUCAAGUACGGUGCCUCUAUGGAUAUGGUCAGUAGACAACGCUGCUUUUCAGAAGGAAAAAAACAAGCAGAAGAUUUUGUUUGACUCUCUAUUUUAGGUUGAUAGCAAUGGGAAUACAAUAUUGCAUUUACUUGUCAUUCAUAAUCUACCGAAAAUGUAUACUAAAUUCAAGAAACGUUGGUUGGAAGUACAGGCAACGGUGAUUAGCGAGUCUAGCAAUGUAGAUGACGAUAAAGUCGCAUCCACAAAGAAAAAAGAGGUUCCAUUAUGGAAACGUCUCAAUAAAGAUGGUUUCACUCCCUUUACAUUAGCAGCUAAAUUAGGUGUAACUGAUAUGUUCUCUUUUUUACUUGACGAACGUAAAAUUGUUCAAUGGCGUUAUGGGCCUAUCUCGUGUGUACUCUAUCCACUUGAUGAACUCGAACUUGAAUUUCAACAAGAAGGCGGGGAUACACCACCUGGAGCUCUUGAAUUGAUUGUACAAAAUGCUCAAGCUGAACUUAUUAUGCAUCCACGUAUUAUUGAUUUAGUCGAUAAAAAAUGGGAACGUUUUGCUGGCCGUAUUUUUUUUCGACGUUUUUUUGCCACUCUUGUCUAUCUAUUCAUUUUUCUUAUUACUACAAUUCUCGAUCAGACACGCAUAGAAACGACAACAGGUAAAGAUAGAAAAAUGGUGGUAACUAGUGUUGAACAUCCAGGCGGCAUUCAUCAAAUAGUACGCACCAUAGGUCAUCUCAUUGUAUUAGCUGGAGCUGUAUCAAAGGGGAAAUCUGAAAUAAGAGAAAUGAUCAAUGUGGGUGUACGAAAAUAUUUUCAAGUUACGGGUUCUGCUCUUCUUGAAAAUUAUCUAUCAUCUUUAUUUUGUUGUGGUAUCAUUAUAGUUAACAUUCUUCAUCUACUCGAUAUGCAAGCAUACACGAUCGUACUUGCAUUUGUCUCUAUUAUAGGCUGGGGUUAUAUGCUAUUUUUUGUUAUGGCUUUUCAACUUACUGGACCAUUUGUGCUUAUGAUCUAUGAAAUGCUUUUUCAUGAUGUUCUCUGUUUUUGUAUUAUUUAUAUGGUAUUUCUUGCUGGUUUUUCACAAGCAUUCUUUGUUCUAUUCAAUAAUAACGGUUUUGGUGGCUUUCUUGUGAGUAUCAAACAAUGUUUUUUUGGCAUGUUGGGUGAUUUUGAACUUGAUCAUUAUCCGGGAACAACAUUUCAAUAUAUCAGUGUUUCUUUACUUGUCAUUUAUAUUAUUGUUGUUUCUAUUCUUCUACUCAAUUUACUCAUUGCUAUGAUGGGUGAUACAUAUGGAAAUGUAAUCGAAGGUGCUACACAAAUAUGGCAUUUAGAACGGGCACGUAUUGUAUUUGCAAUUGAAAAUGAAAUGUCGAUAGACGAACGGAAGUUAGAUAAGAAUAAAUAUUGGACAAAUGUCGAUGGUCAACGAUAUUUACAAGUAGAAGAAGUUGACAAAAAUUGUUUUCGUGAUAUUAAUAAUGAUGAUUGUUAA